Messenger RNA from Tauraco erythrolophus (red-crested turaco), 607 nucleotides. The record is from RefSeq and is a predicted model, not a curated record. Lineage: Eukaryota; Metazoa; Chordata; Aves; Musophagiformes; Musophagidae.
GAAUGACAAAGACUGGAAAGAAUGCCCUGAUUAUAUCACUGCAGGAGAAAAUAGCUGUUACUUCAACACAUCCUACACCUCUAUUUGGAUACCGUAUUGUGUGAAGCUUGCCCAUAAAGAUGAAGUGUUUGAUGAGAAAUGUUUCAGCGUUGAUGAAAUAGUACUACCUGAUCCUCCUGUCCACCUUAACUGGACUCUGCUGAAUACUAGUCAGACUGGGAUCCAUGGGGAUAUUCAAGUAAGAUGGGACCCACCACCAACAGCAGAUGUUCAGAAGGGAUGGAUUACUCUGGAGUAUGAAUUGCAGUACAAAGAAGUUAAUGAGACAAAAUGGAAGGAGUUAGAACCCAGACUCUCAACAAUGGUUCCACUGUACUCUCUGAAGAUGGGAAGAGAUUACGAGAUACGAGUCCGAUCAAGACAACGUACCUCUGAAAAAUUUGGGGAGUUCAGUGAAAUUCUUUACGUAUCUUUUUCUCAAACAGGCGUUGAAUUUGUUCAUUGCGCUGAAGAAAUUGAGUUUCCGUGGUUGUUAGUUGUUAUCUUCGGAGCAUGUGGGCUGGCCGUAACUGUGAUCUUAAUCCUGCUGUCUAAACAACCAAGGUAA